CUGACGAUGGCCUUAUAAGUCCCGUGCUGUCUCGGCUGCCCGACUUUCUUCUCACUUUUCCUUUUCCUUUCCUUUCCUUGCUUCUUUUCUUUCAUAGUUUGCUAAAUGAUUCCUCUCCAUCUCCUCUAGAACUUGAGGAACUCCUAUUGGUCUAUCAGUUGAUUGUACCAUAAACAACCCCCUUGUAUAACAAGUUCACAACCCCCCCCCCCGAGUAUUUCCAACGAUCUUCAUCAGCCUCCAUCAUGGGGUCCUUAAAGGAUGUUGAGGCCUCCCAUGAUGACCACAAGGAUGCCACAGCCGUGGAGAUGGAUGAUAUCCUCCAGGACCCGAAGGGCACCGCCGCCUUUAACGAGGCUGCCAUGGAUAUGGAACUCCAACAACUGGAGAACCAGCUGCGUGAAUUGAAGAAGUCACGCUUCGACGUCGCGCUUUCCAACCCGGCCUACUUCACUUAUAUCUUAGUCGCAUUUGCCUCCUUGGGAGGUUUGCUCUCUGGUCUGGACCAGUCCUUGAUCAGUGGUGCCAACCUCUACAUGCCCGAUGACCUGCACUUGUCUGACUCGAACGCCAGCUUGGUUAAUGCCGGUAUGCCGUUGGGUGCCGUGGGUGGAGCGCUAAUUCUUUCUCCGGCCAACGAAUACUUGGGCCGUCGUAUGGCUAUUAUCGUAUCGUGUAUCCUCUACACCAUUGGUGCUGCCUUGGAGGCCGGCGCGGUCAACUUUGGCAUGAUGUUUGCGGGUCGUUUCAUUCUGGGUAUGGGUGUUGGUUUGGAGGGUGGUACCGUUCCGGUUUAUGUUGCUGAAUGUGUCCCAUCAAGGAUCCGUGGUAACCUGGUCUCGCUUUAUCAACUAAACAUUGCUCUGGGCGAGGUUCUUGGCUAUGCGGUUGCCGCCAUCUUCCUCGACGUCAAGGGCAACUGGCGCUAUAUUCUUGGCUCAUCCUUGGUCUUCUCAACCAUCCUUCUCGUCGGAAUGCUUUUCUUGCCCGAAAGUCCUCGUUUCUUGAUGCACAAGAACAAGCCGGUGGAAGCGUAUGGCGUUUGGAAAAAGAUUCGUGGCUUCGAGGAUAUAGAUGCCAAGAGUGAGUUCUUAGGUAUGCGACAGUCGGUGGAGUCGGAGAACGAGGAACAGCAGCACACCAAGAAGUACGCCUGGAUGGACUUCUUUACUAAUCCUCGUGCUCGCCGCGCCAUGGUCUACGCCAACAUCAUGAUUGUCCUUGGCCAGCUAACGGGUGUCAAUGCCGUUAUGUACUACAUGGGUACUCUCAUGGAAAACAUCGGUUUCGAUAAACGUAACAGUGUCUUCAUGUCGCUGGUGGGUGGUGGUUCUUUGCUGAUCGGCACAAUCCCGGCGGUCAUGUACAUGGAGAAAUUCGGCCGGCGUUACUGGGCCAAUACCAUGCUGCCGUGUUUCUUUAUUGGUCUUGUUUUGGUUGGUGUGGGUUAUCAAAUCAACCCCGAUCGAAACCCCGUGGCCGCCCAGGGGGUCUACCUCACUGGCAUCAUCCUCUACAUGGGUUUCUUUGGCUCAUACGCUUGUCUGACCUGGGUUAUCCCAUCCGAGGUGUUCCCCACCUACCUUCGUAGUUAUGGUAUGACUACUGCCGACGCCAACCUUUUCCUCUGCUCGUUCAUCGUCACAUACAACUUUACCGCUAUGAUGAAGUCUAUGACCCGUAUCGGUCUCACUCUAGGCUUCUACGGUGGCAUCGCCGCACUCGGCUGGGUUUACCAAAUCAUCUUCAUGCCAGAAACUAAGAACAAGUCUCUGGAAGAGAUUGACGAGUUGUUCUCCAAGCCCACGUCAUACAUCGUCAAGGAAAACAUGAAGAGCACUGCGCAGGUCAUCCGGGACCUCUCCCAUUUCCGGUUCAAGAAAGUGUUCAGCCCUUAGUUUAAACAGAGGGACCUGUUAUUAUCUUAAUUUACUUGGGGCUGUGAUGUAUGCCGCCGGGGAUAACUCUCUUCUUCAACGAUUCCGAAGCAGAGGUGAUGAGCAAUGUUGUGUUAUGAUCUGUAUGCAUCGUGUUAUGUUUGCAUGCCUAGGGGUAUUCCUAUCCGCAGCAGACAUUGAUCUUUUGGUUAUCAAUGUAUGUACUAAAUCAACACUUCUCUCAAAUGGAGCACUAAGAUGCCACGAACCCUUUCUGGCGGUGAUACUAUCCCAAAAUCACAAUAUUAAAACGGUAGCCUGUGGUUUAACUUUCAGAUGGCGUUUAGGGUAGAUGCUCUCUAUACUCUAUCUAGCUCGGUCACUAUCCUAUAUGCCGUACCUUAGCCCCCUGAAAGACCUCGGGGCUUGCUAGAAUGGAUAGACUAGUUAUAUGAACCAGGUUUAGGGCCGACGUGUAUCACGGGUAAGGAAUCUUAGCAAUAGGUGGCCUUUUGAACUAGCGUAUUUUUCAGACUAAACUUGACU
Aspergillus caelatus is the source of this 2423-nucleotide messenger RNA. Its product is annotated as putative MFS sugar transporter. The transcript is spliced from 2 exons. Gene Ontology annotation, biological process: transmembrane transport. Gene Ontology annotation, molecular function: myo-inositol:proton symporter activity. The coding region runs from base 246 to 1898 and encodes 550 amino acids. Gene Ontology annotation, cellular component: membrane. Lineage: Eukaryota; Fungi; Ascomycota; Eurotiomycetes; Eurotiales; Aspergillaceae. The record is from RefSeq and is a predicted model, not a curated record.